GCCGCGUCUGUCAAAUCGCCGCCAAUCGUGGCUGCAGUCAAGUCAGUGCCUCUGCCACCCGUCACCCGCGCCCGGAUUGGUGUCAAAACGGUGUUCCGUCCGCCACCACCAGCACCAAUAGUCCAACAGGUUGUCCAACAGCCACUUCAUAUAGAGCAACACGAAUUGGUAGGAGUACCGGAGCCCUAUAACUUCAACUUCGAGCACAAGGAUGACAGUGGAAAUGGACAGUAUAGACGAGAAUCUGGUGAUACCGCUGGUGUGGUUCGUGGAUCUUAUGGAUACACCGAUGCCUACGGUUUAUACAGAAUUGUCGAUUACGUGGCCGAUAAGGACGGCUUCAGAGCGAGUAUCCGCACCAAUGAGCCAGGUCUGAAUGAGCCGCAUCCAGUGUCAGGUUCAGUGCCAAAC
This is a messenger RNA of Oppiella nova, 411 nucleotides long. NCBI's taxonomy places the organism in Eukaryota, Metazoa, Arthropoda, Arachnida, Sarcoptiformes, Oppiidae. The record is from the annotation of a GenBank genome assembly.